CCAGCAAGUCUCCUUUGCAGCACACACCGCUGGUCUCAGUGCCAGCUUCUACCACGACUCUUUACGACCAGUAGCGUCUUACGACGCGUCUAUGGCAACUAUCGAAACCCUGGACCUGGCAGACCAUCCUUCACAGGCGGACGGAGAGAACGCAGUUCAGCAGGGGACAUUCGUCCAGGGGUCUCCCACCAAGACAGGCGAUGAGGCUGCUUCUCCGAGCAAACCUGAUGGGCUACCGCUGGAUUCCGCCCCAGCUACGCCCUCACCCGGCUCUAGCUCGACGCCUCUUCGUCCUACUGUCGCAAACGGACAGGCGACCCCUGGGACGACACAUGCACCCAUUCUGAGCAUGCCCCAUCCCAAGAAAUUCAGCUCAGUCAACAUCAACAAGAAGUUCCUUGAGCGGAGCUCAUCAUCCAGUGGUCCUGCGCAAACUGCCUCGACGUCACUUUCAUCGAAAGCUGGAAUCACAAACCAGAAACCUAAUCUCCAGGCGACACCCUCUCAUUCUCGAUUGGUCACCGCGAAACUGACAGCUGGACCACAGCCAUCAACAUUAACGGGUCCCGGGUGGUCCAGGCCACCGUCUACUGGUUCAUCUGUGCCCACACCUGUGUCUAAUACUAACCCCAAGCCAACGCCUUUGCCUGCGCCGACUCUCUCUCAGCCUUCUGCUGGGAAGGUCCCGCCUUCACAAUCACGAACACCUUUAGAAGGUCCAACAAGCAGUCUCAAGAAGGAUGCUGGCUCAAGACCUGCAUGGGGCCAUUCCAAGCUUCCAGGUGCGACACUAGGAAGUGCUGACGCAGUGCAGAACGACUUUCCCACUGCAGCAGAAUCUGCUCAAGUUCGUGCUGCGAAACUCAAUGAGAAGCGGCAGGCCGUACAAGCAGCGCAAGCUCAAAAACAAGCUUUGGCGGCUGAGGCUGAUGCAUUCCGUGGGGUACAUUUGAAAAACGCUCAUCACUGGGAUGAGGAUGAGGAAGACGAUGCAGAUUUUUUGGAGGGUGUGAUCGACUUUGGAGACGGCAGACAGUACAAAAUACAGCCCUCUGAACCUUCACGAUCACCACCACAUGAGGUGCCUGAACUUGCUCCUGAAGCCGCUAGGCAGUUGGGGAUUCACCCUGAACGACCUGUGAAGAAGGAAGAGCGCUUUGCAGAUGACUUCGACAGAAGUUGGCCUCGUUCAAGAGGAUCCGAAUCUUUCCCAUCACCACAACCUCGAGAACGUUUCCCGCAUGGCCCACCGUCCUCUGCGUCUUCUCAAUCAAUGCAUUCGCCUCAGGAAUCAUCAAGAGUAUUGUUCAACGAGAGAUCUAAUCGCUUGGAGCCUUGGUCAAGUUCACAUCCUUCGCGAUACGGCCCACCACCUCGAGAUUCAUACUUCUCAAGACGAGAUAGUCGUUCCGAUCAUGCUGUUUCACCUACAGAGUCACGGGGUGGACGAGAACUUCCACCACAUCGCCAGGGUGUGCAGUUACUGCAGAAACCGCCUUCGGAGUCUGGUGGAGAAGGUCCUCCUCGAUCACGCGUAUUUGGCGAUCGCUUUGGUCCAGACAGCUCAAGAUUCCGCGACAAGGAUACAUCCAGACGAGAUUAUGGCCCUCCACCUCAUAUGGCACGAGGACCGUCGCAGGGGGUUGAGCAGCCUCGGUCAAGAGAGCGAGAUCAUUACAAUCCUCUCAGUGUAACACGCUCACCCGUUAUGGGGCCCGCUCGUGGUAUGAUGGGACCGCCUCCAAUGCCUGCUUUGCGCUCUCCUCAGUCAAUGAGAGACGAUGAUCGACAGAUACCGCCACAUCUGGCGAAGCUGCAAACCUCUCAGCCGCAAUCACCCACAAGUGCUGUUUCUGACCAGCACCCUCCGUUGGAACCCCCUUCAGCCACUGAAACUGCACCUAUUCUUUCGGCAACGCAGUCACCAGCAGUGUCGCAUGCAUCAAUGUCACCUCUUGUUGAAGGUUCAACCAUGCCUAUAGUUGAUAUUGACGAGGUUCGAAAGGCUGCAAUGCAUAGUGCAGCUGAGCGUGCGAAGUUGCGGAGACAGCAUGAGGAGGAAGAGCGAGAACGUGAGAGAGAACGAGCACGGAGGAAAGCUGCUGAACUUGAGGCAAAGAUGAAGGCGAUGGAGGAUGCAAAGAAGGUAUCGGAGGAGGCAGCAGUGCAAGCAGAGCCUGCACAGAAGGAUGUUUCCGACGCUCAGGUCAUUGAGAUUAUCGAGGAUGCCGUAUCUUCGGUGACAACCGCUGCUGUGGUACCAAAUGGAGCACCUCUACCAUCUGUUCCCGAAGAAGGUAGCUCCAAAACGCAAUCAUUGGCACCAAUACGAACAUCUUUCGCGCGACCACCAUCAGUCAAGGGUGUCCCUCGUACAGCUCCUGCUAGGCGCUCGUCAUUUAACACCCAAGAUGGAGCUUCAUUUGCUACUGAGACCAACUCAUGGCGUAAUACAGCUGCACCUCCACCUCCCCGAUCUGCGGCAGCGCGUGGUCCAUCGAAAUCUCUGACAUCUCCUGCAUCAGUAAUACCACCUCCGCCUUUGUCGCUACCUGCAGUAGAUGCAUUGUCUCUUGCACCCGACGAGGAACUGGAGGUUUUCGACUUCUCAGAGAUUGGGAAGAUGGUGGGUGAGAUUGCGGCGCCUCCAGCACAACAGUCGACGGCGAGAAGUCGACCUAGACCGGUAGCGAUAGACUUCUUUGAUGAUGCCGGACAGAGCCAGCCUACGGCGAACGAUGCACAGAAAGAGCAAGAGUCAUGGAGGAAAUCGGUGCCCCCGAUAACUGAAGAUGCUGCAGGGUCGCAAGAAGUGCAGUUGGAUUCAAGGCCCACGUCCUUGUCUCCGCCUGCACAAGCACCACUGUCCCAGCGGAGGUUGUCGACAUCUUCGGACGAUCACGCUCGCGUGCAUACUGGUCAUUCUCUAGCGCACCCGCUAAAGUCGCCUGUAUCGUCAUCGUAUCGCGAAGCCUCCUUGUUGGUGCUUGACGAUACCAUGGCACGUAUCAAAGGUGCAAUAGAUGGCAUGCAGAAGCCAGAGCCUACGAAGUCGGACGUCCCGAAAGCUGAACCAGCCGGGCCUGAUGAAAUCGAAGUGUCUCCGCGUCCUGAACCGCCCAAAACUCAGCUUACAAGAUGGCUUCCUCCUGCACUACGAGCUCGAGCGGUGAAUCACGAUGAGCCACCGCGUGAAAUCUUUGACGUAACAGCUGAUGAACCACCAAGAUCUCCCAAGCCCGUGUGGAAUACUUUCAGUGUGAAGUUCCCCUCAGUAUCACACCCACGAGAGCAUAUACCACGGAAACAACUCAACAUGUCAAAGACGCAGCCUCAUAUUCGCUCGGACAUCUACACCUUCGAUCCUCCGAUUGAACAUAUGAACCGACGAGACUUCCACUUGAACGAUAUCUUUUUCCGCAAGCCAUUAGUGGUGAAGGGUCGAGUCAAGUACACGGUGUUACUUCCAUCGAGAAGGGCCACCUCAUCCAAGGCAAUAGGGCCUGUGGUAAAUCUGCCAGCGAAGUCUGUUGCUGGUUUUGGUCGUAAAAACGGCGCCUCGGAUGGCUCGAGUUGGCGUAAGCCUCCGCCGUCACCUCUGAGUUCUCAGCCGGCUGUCGGUGAAGAGGGACCGCAGACGUUAGAAACAGUUAGUCGCUCCCCACCACCUGAAAGUAGUAGCGUAAAAACUACUGAAUUUUCUGAGCGACCGACUGUCAGCGUGACUGCUGCUGCUGCUGCGAAAUCACGACCACAGCCCAAGAUGCCUGCAGGAACCGACGUUGCGUUUUAUCGUGACUCGCGUGCGGAAGAUCUUUCCAAACAAGCGAAGGCUACGGUGAAGUUCAUUGUUAGCAGUGAAUUGGAGGAAGAGCCAUCUUCAGUAGUUGGUGGUUUCACGAAUCAUGAUGCAACCUCUCCAGCACCCAAGGCGGAUGCUACAGACAAAGUUGCGGUCAAGGCAGAUGGUUUAAAGCUUGCUCCUGAGGUGAAGAGGCAGUCUGCAGCCGAGUUGGGUCCGAAUAGUCCUGCACGGUCCAACAGUCUACCGUGGCCUAAACCGUCGAAGACUUCGGGUUCGAAGGACUCUCCCUCUCGUGCCCCUGAUCCUGAGCAUCUCAAGGCUGUAUGGUCAUCACCAGCUCACAAGAGCUCUGUUUCACCCGUCAAUUCAUUGGAGAACAUUGGAGAUGAUCUGACUGGUGUUCCUUUUACCAUUCAAGAUGUCAAGUCAGAAGGUGGUGAAACUCCACCACCUCCCAGCUCAGGUCCUCCUUCCAGGAUGUCAUUGCAUGAUGUGACACGGGCGUUCCAACAGGUCCCAACAUCGUCCUCAUCUUUGAGCUCCUCUCAUCGCACGGGACCUCUUUCUGGCCUCUCCUCACCUUCCGCUGCUCACCGACAACCAGUCCCAACUCAUCCUCCUUCCUCAGUACCGACACCAAAUCUGCGACCGAUGUAUCCUGCUUAUCCCUCGCCUAUGUUGAGUUCGCCGAGUCCAACUAUGGUCUAUCCUAUGUCCAUGACACCCAGUCCCGUUCCUCGGCACAUGGUAGUCCCCGGGCCUUCUCAGUAUCCUCAACCGAUGUGGGUUCCUGUACCUGGACCUCCGCCGCCUCCUGGCACGAUGAUGCGACCUAUGGCCUCUCCGUAUGGACCGCAAUAUAUGCCAUAUCCUACAGGAGCGCCCAUGUAUGCUGGUCAUCCGCAAUCGAACGCGCAGGGUAGCAUGCCCCCGCCACAGCCGAAUGGAGUAUCUAAUAGACCGAAUGGUGUUAACGUCAUGAGCCCUGUCCUUGCACAUGCCAAUCCAAUGUAUGCACCUAGUCCUGUACUAAUGCAUACACCGGUCAGCGCAUUACCUCCUGGUCAUACAUACCCCAAUCAUAGCCAGCAGCCAAGAGGGCAGGGACAAUCAAGGGGGUACGAUCAUGUCUCUGGUGUUCCAUAUUCAGCAUCUUCUCAUACUCCUCAGGGAACUUUGUACAAUGCUGUCCCGUCGAACUUUGAUCGUCCGACGUGGUGAUCUUGUUGUUUGAACCAUCGCUGUAUAUGUUAUCCUGGUGGUGAUAGUAGCUUACCAUACCCAUUGCAUGAAGUCUUCUCCUUUUCGUAGUCUUAAUACAUUGUUGUGCAUCUUGUUCCCCUUUGCUUCCAUAGACAUGGGCCGCCCACGCCCACAAGUGAGUUGACAAGGCUUCG
This is a messenger RNA of Somion occarium, 5202 nucleotides long. The record is from the annotation of a GenBank genome assembly. Lineage: Eukaryota; Fungi; Basidiomycota; Agaricomycetes; Polyporales; Cerrenaceae.